Parnassius mnemosyne (clouded apollo) is the source of this 309-nucleotide messenger RNA. Lineage: Eukaryota; Metazoa; Arthropoda; Insecta; Lepidoptera; Papilionidae. The record is from the annotation of a GenBank genome assembly.
AUGCCGACGAUAUUGCGGAGAGGGAACGCGCGUCAGGUGGAACUCGUCGGGAUGCUGGAAUUAUUUAUUUACAGUGGGACGGGCCCGCCAGCGCCGGUGCGCGACGUGAGCACCUCAUGGGCACGCAAAGGCGGAGGCAGGUUGUUCCAACACCGUGACGCAGCGAAUCUGAAGGAGCCCCGAAACGCCAUGGUGCGAUGUUUUGGAGUGGUAAAAACGAGGGGACACUCCCUCCUGGUGUAUCUGCUGUGUUCAUGGGCCUACUCCAGCUUUAGGAAGAGGACAUAUUAUGUGGACCUGAAGUGGUAG